CAACCUCCCACCGCACACAAAAUGGGCAAAUCAAAAGCCAAACGGAAAUCGCAGAUUCCUGCGAUUGAAGGUCCCUCGAAGAAGCUCAAGACCUCCACAAUCAUCACUCCUCCUCCCGAAUUAGAUGCCGCCGAGCCAAAGACAAUACAGAGCAUCGGCCUCGCCACCGACGACCUUGAAAUCGCUAUUGACACUCUAAAUACAUUAGCAGAGAACCCAGCUGUCAUCAAAUCGAAAGCAUGCAAGGAUUUAAGGACAGCAGUCUACGAAUUCCGACAAGCUUGUACUACAGGCUUCAAUGCUUCUAUUGACUCGAAUCUCACUUCUCGAAUUAGCGGGGCACUUGCAGACGGAGGAUAUAUGGAGGCAAGGAUAUUGUUGGCGGAGAUGAGGAUAAGGGGUCAAAAACCAAAGCUGGGCGCUCUGUGUAGAUGGGUCAGAGAUCUGGAUGUUGUGAGUGGGUUGGCAGAGCAGAUUGCGGGAGAGACGAGGUCAAAGAGGGAGGAGGAUUUACUGGUUGUUCUGGAUGCUAUCUUACGCCUCACUGGUCCGACUGAUUAUGCUAUGGGAGGAUCAUCACACAAUGGCCCAAUUGUCCCAAGGCCGGUCUGGAAUUCGAGAGAUGGUUCGGAAAGGAGAAAGGUUUACGAUAGUGUUCAAGAUGGGACGAUCCUGAGUUGUGUCUCAAAGGAUAUCAAGUCACAGUUUCGAACCAUUGAAACGACUCCUGGUCUACUACGGAAACCUGCGAAUCACCACCCUGCAAUUCUAUGGGCCUCGAGAGACGAUGCUAUCCAACUUUCACCAAAUCGAACAGAAGCUACCCUUCACAAACACGAGAUUGUGCCAAACUUGCGUUUGCUCAAAGAUGUUUUGACACCGAGUGAGUGCGAGCAGAUUAUUGCAGCUGCAGAAACGAUAGGAUUCACGCCAGAUGCUCCGAUUCGUGCAGAAGGAGAAGAAAUCAGUAUCUUGGCACAUAACUUCUAUUGGAUUGUCGAUACAGCUUUCUGUACAAAGCUCUGGGAACGAGUUGCUGCUUUGGUUCCAAAAGAUGUUGGUGGGAAGAAAGUCAGGGGUCUCAACCGCAGGUUCCGUGUCUAUAGAUACGUACCUGGUGCGGAGUAUCGUGCUCAUAUUGAUGGUGCGUGGCCUCCUUCCGGCAUCGACCCAAUCAACGACACCUACAUCUACGACUCUUCUCUACCAGAUGCAAAGCAAUCCUCAUUGUUUACCUUCCUAAUAUACCUAAACGACGAGUUCGAAGCUGGAGAGACGACCUUCUUCCUACCAAGUGCAAGAGAGGGAAGCAUGAAUGCAUACUCGGUCAAGCCUAUACAAGGAAGCGUAGCAAUGUUCCCGCACGGCGAGACGGAAGGAAGCUUGUUACAUGAAGGUACAGGUGUUCGGCAGGGAAACAAACCAUCGGCGAAGUAUGUCAUUCGUACGGAUGUUUUGUAUGAUGUUGAUACGUAAU
Molecule: messenger RNA, 1477 nt
Organism: Mollisia scopiformis
Lineage: Eukaryota; Fungi; Ascomycota; Leotiomycetes; Helotiales; Mollisiaceae
Exons: 2
Coding region: 22-1476 (484 amino acids)
Biological process (GO): peptidyl-proline hydroxylation to 4-hydroxy-L-proline
Cellular component (GO): endoplasmic reticulum
Molecular function (GO): L-ascorbic acid binding; iron ion binding; procollagen-proline 4-dioxygenase activity
Source: RefSeq, a predicted model, not a curated record